AUGGCGGAAGAUAGAAAAAUUAGAAAACCACUUAUAGAAAAGAAGAGACGUGCAAGGAUAAACGAAAGUUUGGAGAUACUAAAAAAUAUAUUGCUCGAGUGUGAUCCGGAAGUUGCUAAUCGGGGCGCACAUAAAAGUGCUAAAUUAGAAAAAGCUGAUAUCCUGGAGAUGACCGUCAAUUACAUGCAGAGGAUGCGGGCAAGUGUGAGACAAGGAAGCAUGGAUUACCAUCUUGGUGCGAACCAGAGCUACGCGUUUGUCCGAUACAAGCCUCAGUUUUUUAAUUGUCCACCUAAACAACUGUAUCGAUCGGGAAUCUUUCAAACCCAUGCCGGAGGAUAUCAUGAGAUGAACGGUAGCUCGCAGGUGAUUCCGAAGAUCUCAUCGCCGCUGGACUGUGUCGACUCUUUUGUGAGAUCCGGACCAUUUUGCCCGGUAAAGGUGGAGAUGAUUUCGCCCCCUUCCUCGCCGAAUUUACACAAUGGUGAUAUGAAAGUGUGUAACACUUCAAACGAGCCUGUACCGGAGGAUGUGUGGAGGCCCUGGUGA
Messenger RNA from Cylas formicarius (sweet potato weevil), 549 nucleotides. Its product is annotated as enhancer of split m7 protein-like. Gene Ontology annotation, cellular component: nucleus. Gene Ontology annotation, biological process: regulation of transcription by RNA polymerase II; anterior/posterior pattern specification; regulation of neurogenesis. Lineage: Eukaryota; Metazoa; Arthropoda; Insecta; Coleoptera; Brentidae. Bases 1 to 549 code for a protein of 182 amino acids. The record is from RefSeq and is a predicted model, not a curated record. Gene Ontology annotation, molecular function: DNA-binding transcription factor activity, RNA polymerase II-specific; RNA polymerase II cis-regulatory region sequence-specific DNA binding; protein dimerization activity. The transcript has a single exon.